Molecule: messenger RNA, 2772 nt
Organism: Mugil cephalus (flathead mullet)
Lineage: Eukaryota; Metazoa; Chordata; Actinopteri; Mugiliformes; Mugilidae
Gene: vsnl1b
Product: visinin-like 1b
Exons: 4
Coding region: 356-931 (191 amino acids)
Molecular function (GO): calcium ion binding
Source: RefSeq, a predicted model, not a curated record
CGGUCAUAACGUGACAGGAUCCAGCUGAACCCAAACCGAGCAGCAGAGCAUCGGUGAACUUAUGAUCAGGCUGUGAUGCACACGGGUGACGCCGCGCUCCUCUAAGUCGCAUAACCAAAGACUGGCGUGGGAUCGGUCCCUACUGCGCCUCAUCUGGAAUAACGUCGGGGGAAAAUCCAGAAUUUUCAUUAGCGGGUGUUUGUUUAUUUUUUUUUUUUAAAGGAGGCGAGCAGUGUUGAGAAUAAUCCCCCUUGGGCAAACGUUUCCAUCGGAAGGGGGUUUUCUGUAGUUUGCAGAAGCCAGAGCAGAUUGAUUCCGGUAGAGAAUCUUCAAUUAUAGACUGUAAUAAGGAACCAUGGGAAAGCAGAACAGCAAGCUGACUCCCGAGGUGAUGGAGGAUCUGGUGAAGAGCACAGAGUUCAACGAACACGAGCUGAAGCAGUGGUACAAAGGCUUCCUGAAAGACUGCCCCAGUGGCAGGCUGAAUCUGGACGAGUUCCAGCAGCUGUAUGUCAAGUUCUUCCCUUAUGGCGACGCAUCGAAGUUCGCCCAGCACGCCUUCAGAACCUUUGACAAGAACGGAGACGGGACCAUCGACUUCCGAGAGUUCAUCUGCGCCCUGUCCAUCACAUCCCGUGGCAGCUUCGAGCAGAAGCUCAACUGGGCCUUCAACAUGUAUGACCUGGAUGGCGACGGCAAAAUCACCAGAGUGGAGAUGCUGGAGAUAAUCGAGGCUAUCUACAAGAUGGUGGGCACUGUGAUCAUGAUGAAGAUGAACGAGGACGGCCUGACACCAGAGCAGCGGGUGGACAAGAUCUUCAGCAAAAUGGAUAAAAACAACGACGACCAGAUCUCGCUGGAGGAGUUCAAGGAGGCGGCGAAGAGCGACCCGUCCAUCGUGCUCCUGUUGCAGUGUGACAUGCAGAAGUGAGCCCUCCCCAACCCCCGCCACCUCGCUCGCACCUCUCGCCCCCUCCCCACCACCACCACCACUGUCUGUAACCACACACUCUGGACAGCAGCUCACGUUUUAAUGUCUCAUUAGGUUCUCUGCCAUUUCCACAGGAAAACACACACACACACACACACACACACACACACACAAAAAACAAUGCUUGGACUAUUUUUCAAUGGACUCGCUUUUUGUGGUUGUAUGCAUGAGAAUGUCAACUGCUGAAUAAUUUUGAAUAUAGCUAUAAGAUAUCAUACAUUUCUAUUUCAAGACAUGCCAACGUGAUUUGUGCACAGUAACCCCACACAUUCCCAUCCGCCCCUAGCUUGUAUACCAGUGGAGCACUGCAUUAAAUUAUGUUUCUGCAGUAUUUAGGAUACCCCAGUGUUCACUGCUGCAACUACUGUACGCUUUACAUAAUAGUAACAAAACAAUAAUUCCUAUGAUAAUUGUAACUGUCUCUACUAUCCAGACUUGUUGAGCUCUUGGAGAAUAGAGAGGCUCCUGUCUGUUCCAGAUGUUUUCACACAGUGGAACCAAGAAGAGUAGGUUCUUUGCAUGCAUAUAUUAUGUGUCAAAAAAAAAGAAAAAGAAAAAAGAAAAAUAUAAUCUCUUACCUUUUGCAUCUUUAGGUGGUUAUAAAAGAGAAACCCUCAUACUAAAUUCAUUUAGUAUUGUUGCAUGGGCUGUACAGUAUGUGACUCAUUAGAUCAUUAGUUCACCUCCAGUAAUGUGGGAGCAUGCGUCCCUCCAUUCGACAACACGUCCAUGUGUGACACUUAAGUGUUCCAACGAUAUCCGGGUUGCAGUCGCGGGCUAAUCUCCGAGCGCGGAGCUUUCACAUGAACAUUACGUUUCGCUUCAGUGACUUCUGGGACGAGCAGAAAUAUAUUUACAGAGCACCCUUUGUGAUUAUAUUGCGCGACAGCCGCUUAAUCUAGAAGAAAGGCCAAAAUUACAGCUGUCAUUAGGGCAAAGUGCUCACGCAUUAGUCUCGGCAACAAUCCAAAAUUGGCUUUUUUUUUUUAAUUUCUCUUUUUUUUUUGUUAGUCGGGCUCCUUAUUUGAUUUAACUUUACUGGGUACAUAUCAACAUGUUUACAGAAACAAAGAGCACUGCAAAACGAGUACAGUCUUGGCUUUUUUUGACCUCACUGCUGGGAGCUCGCUCUCGAGGCCGGGGACCUUGUGAGAGGGGCUCCACUUCCAAAGCAGCAGAAAGAGUAGGUAGAAAAACAAAAACAGAAAAAAGAAUGACAGAAAUAAAAAGCCUCAUAUAUGUUUACUGGACACACUGCAUUCCUUGGUAUAAGACUUUUUUGUAAGGAGAAACUUUUUAUCGUAAGAUCUCAUCUUCUGAUCUAUUCCGUUCGUUCCGCAGCAGCAGCCAUUAAAGAUGCAGGACCCUAACGAGAGGCUUGAAAGAGAGAUUCUUCAGCUGGUUGACGAUAGAUUUUGAAGCUAGCGCAGAGAUUCUGUUCCUCGCCAUUUCCCCCAUUUCUAGGCUAUGCAAGCACGGGCCGCGUGCCCGCUUGUAGUCCACUCACAGCAGAGGAGGUCGCAGGUCGCUUUUCAUCGUUCUGUCCGUUCACACGACACAUAACUGAAACCCAAACCUCACUCUAUCAGUGUCUGUAUUAUUUACAAACUCCAGUCCUGUCACCAUGUCAAGAUUCUUUGUCAAGUAAAUGUUUAUAUCAAAUAUGAGAAAUCAUGAUACAAGUGACUGUAUUCUUUUAUACAUGUGGCAUGUGUUGCACCCGAAAUCAAAUCUGUAGUGAUUAAAACGAAUAAACCAUCAACGGGCUUUUUCAAAAGACA